This is a messenger RNA of Aspergillus bombycis, 1212 nucleotides long. RefSeq names its product mitochondrial 54S ribosomal protein mL44. Gene Ontology annotation, biological process: rRNA processing; primary miRNA processing; regulation of gene expression. The transcript has a single exon. The record is from RefSeq and is a predicted model, not a curated record. Gene Ontology annotation, cellular component: nucleus. Gene Ontology annotation, molecular function: double-stranded RNA binding; ribonuclease III activity. Bases 1 to 1212 code for a protein of 403 amino acids. Lineage: Eukaryota; Fungi; Ascomycota; Eurotiomycetes; Eurotiales; Aspergillaceae.
AUGAAGAGGCUGCAGCUCCAACGAUGGAGUAGUUCGGUCCUUUCGCCGCGGGCCCGAACUGGUGGCCGCCUGCAGCAGCAUCUGUACUAUAAUUUGCGUCGCCAAUCGACCGUUCCAUCUGCUCCUCAGGCGGAGAAUGAGCCAUUGUUUGAGGAACAAUCGCUGAAUUCGUCAACUCACAUCCCCCAGUCCUCCCACUUCAAAUACCUCCUCCCUUCUCCGCCGGUCGAGGCCGCACGCGAGUCCGCAAAACUUGCCGCCCUUCAUGCACGCCUGUACCUCCCCUCCCGACUACCGCUCGAGACAUUAGCACGCUCUCUGGUCGAUUCUUCAGCCGAUCCGAAUCCUAAUUUCAACAAUGAAGCGCUGGCUUCGUUCGGCCAUGACCUCCUGAGCCACUACACCUCCGAACACCUUGUUUGUACAUAUCCUCGCCUCCCCUUAACCGUCAUCUUCGCAGCAAUGUAUGCGUAUGUCGGCCCCAAAACUUUGGCUGCAAUGGCAAAGGAAUGGGGUGUUGAGAUGGCUGCAGUGCCUGGUGGGGAGGUUGAUCCCGGUCUCUUGCAAUUCAAGAGAGUACUCCCAGGUACUGAUGUGACGGCGGAACCAGUUACUGGCACAGAGAGACCCAAUGAGCACCGGAAAUCAUGGAGAAAGUCAAUGACCUCCAGAGUUGUUUACGACAAUGAGUACGGAGAUCCUGUCGGGGCGUCUGGCGAGUCGGCCGCCCCGGAAUCACAGAUUACUCAGGGUGUUACUGCAGAACACGCCAACGCGACUUUUGUGCGUGCUGUGAUGGGCGCCAUCUAUCUUCAUGCCGGUAGGCCCGCUGCCAAGCGAUUUUUUGAGCAACAUUUCCUCUCUCGUCACCUCAACAUCUCGGACCUAUUCAACUUCUCCCAGCCGGCUCGUGACCUUUCCCGGCUGUGUGCGCGAGAGAACUUCGAGCCACCUGUCGCAAAGAUCAUCAGUGAAACUGGUCGCAAGAGCAGACACCCUGUCUUUGUCGUUGGUAUUUUCUCUGGUCAGGAUAAGCUGGGAGAGGGCGCUGGCGCCAGCCUGCUUGAGGCUCGAUCCAGGGCUGCCGUGGCUGCGCUCAAGGGCUGGUACCUAUACAGCCCAUUGAAUGUGCGUGUCCCUAGCUCCAUGGAAGAAGAGGGCGCUGCACCCUGGAAGCCAGUCCACGUGGACUUGGGUGAGGUGAUCGUGUAA